AUCUCCCGCCUGAUGAAGUACUUCCCCGAACAGAACGAGCUGCAGAUGCGGCAGCGGCUCAAAGAAUUCAUGGAGCACCACCGGCGCGGUCCACAUCAAGGCUUCUGGCGCCUGAAGGGGAACUGGACUAUCCCGUCCGAUGCGGACAUGCUGAAGAUGGUGACCCCAGAGCAGGUCGUCCUCUCCGAAAGCAUGCAAGUUGGCCAGCGCCACCUGCAAGACUCCGGCUACAGCUUCAAUGGCGAGGUAGCGGAGGAGGACGAGGGCAACCUCUCCAUCGAGCAGCAGCUCGCGCCGUGGAUCACGACGAAGAACUUCCUCUUCGCCACGCAGGCCAAGGCGAUGCUCAAGCUCCACGGCGAGGGCGACCCGACCGGGCGCGGCGAGGCGUUCAGCUUCAUCCGUGUCUCCAUGAAGGACAUCUUCGUCAAGGCCGGGGAGGACUACGAGCAGAAACUCGCGGAGGCCGAGAGCCGGCCCAAGUCCGCGCAUCGAUACAACGUCGCCGAGCAGCAGCAGAUCUACAAGUCCGAGAUCGAGCGUAUCUGGAAGGCGCAGUUCGACUCGCUCAGCCGCAAGGACGAGCCGGAGCUCACCGCCGAAGAGCGCGCCGCCGGGCGCGAGACAGACAAGGACAACAAGCGCAUGCAGCGGCGGCAGUCGAUGGGGUACACCCCCGCGCACUCGCCCCCAGAGACCCCUGGGGCGCUGGGGCCAAUCUCCCCAACCUACAGCCGGGGGUCGUCGCUGGCGCGCGAGCGCGAGAUGAGCCUGGGACCGGACGCACAGCGGCGGGUGCUGCGCAUCAAGCGCUUCGUCGACGGGGAGUGGAAGCUGGAGAUCGUGCGUGACCCGUCGGUCAUUACCGCGUACCUCAAGAAGCGCCAGGCGAUCGAGGAGGAGAACAUGACGGCGGAUGCACUCGCGCCGACCGGCGACGCUGAGCGCGACAGGCGUGCGAGGAAGAGGAUCGAGGAGGAGAUUGCACGGAUGAAGAAGAACCAGGAGCGGCGGCUGCACCGGAAGAAUGCGAAGAUCGUCAAAGAGGGCGGCACCCCGCUGCAGCUCAACCGUCCGAUCAAGCCCGACACUACACGCCGCUGCGGUCACUGCGGGCAGAUGGGCCAUAUGAAAACGAACCGGAAGUGUCCGCGCUGGGCGGAGUUCAACCAGGGCACGCCCCCGCUGCCGACGCCGUCCGCGUCUUCCCCGCCCGCGACGUCCCCCACCAGCAACAUCGGGCGGCUUCUCGUUCGGGGGCGCGCAGGACAGCCUGUACUCGCCUGGAGCGUCGGGCUCGUUGCGUCCUGGGCCGUUCCCGGGCACACAUGGUCCGUCGCCGCUCGCAACGAGCCCGCCGAUGAUGCCGGCGGACGACGACGACGACGAUGAGGACGUGCCCGCGACGCCCUCGGGAGCACCCAAGAUCAAGCUGAUGCUCAAGAAGUCGUAGGUCCGAUGUCGUACGCAUUGUGGACUCCGCUGGGAUUUUUUCUGGUCGCAUUGGACGGUAAUUAUGUAUUCUAGAGUCGGGCAUAUCGUGCCUAUGUAUCUGUAGUAUUCGCAUGCUUGUAAUCGACCUGCUUCGACAGCGUC
Messenger RNA from Trametes versicolor FP-101664 SS1, 1596 nucleotides. RefSeq lists its product as uncharacterized. The record is from RefSeq and is a predicted model, not a curated record. Lineage: Eukaryota; Fungi; Basidiomycota; Agaricomycetes; Polyporales; Polyporaceae. The transcript has 6 exons. Gene Ontology annotation, molecular function: RNA polymerase II general transcription initiation factor activity; TBP-class protein binding; histone acetyltransferase activity. Gene Ontology annotation, biological process: RNA polymerase II preinitiation complex assembly; transcription by RNA polymerase II. Gene Ontology annotation, cellular component: transcription factor TFIID complex. The coding region runs from base 13 to 1392 and encodes 459 amino acids.